Molecule: messenger RNA, 3878 nt
Organism: Acanthopagrus latus (yellowfin seabream)
Lineage: Eukaryota; Metazoa; Chordata; Actinopteri; Spariformes; Sparidae
Gene: vars2
Product: valyl-tRNA synthetase 2, mitochondrial
Exons: 29
Coding region: 376-3612 (1078 amino acids)
Biological process (GO): valyl-tRNA aminoacylation
Cellular component (GO): cytosol
Molecular function (GO): ATP binding; aminoacyl-tRNA deacylase activity; valine-tRNA ligase activity
Source: RefSeq, a predicted model, not a curated record
ACAUCGAGUAUUUCCUGUUGUCCGUGAGGUUUAAUCGGUCCGUCAGCAAACGCCAUCCGAAAAAAUCAAAUCUUAACAGAAAUAUGAAAUGACAUUAUUGUUCGAGUUUAUACAUUGAGUCAGUGUUCGCAUGUGAGUAGGAACAUUAUAGAAUAGGACCUGGGCUUGCUUUGGACUCGUGUUUACAAUGACGAAAGGUCGUGGUACGCAUGUUCUCGGUGCAACGUUACUGGACGGACAGUAAGUUAACUUUAGCAGGUUGAAAUGUGGACCGUCCUCAUCGUUAAACUUAUUUCGCGGGUCGAUAAAUUGUAUGAUAGCUUAUCGGAAUCAACAACCAGCGUUUAGCCGUAGCUCAGUUCGCUGUCAUUGAGAAUGUGGAGGGCAUGUCGGGUUCCGAGGCUGGCAGCGAGUGGAGCUGUCAGACUGUGUUCGAGCAACCCACCCAAACCUCCACCCUCCUCCUCAGCCCGGCCGCACUCCAUCCCACGGCCCCAGGCGGAGAAACAGAGGCGUCGACGAGAGCGGGAGAAGGCUAUACUGUCAAGUCAACGCAGUACUGCUGAAGGGGAUGCAAUGAAAUGGAGUGAGAAGCAGAAGAUAGAGUACACCGCUAACACGCCUCCUGGGGCAAAAAAAGACACCACCGUGCUGCUUCCGUCCCAGUACAGUCCAGAGUAUGUGGAGUCAAGUUGGUAUCAGUGGUGGGAGAAAGAGGGAUUCUUCAGUCCAGAGCAACACGAGAGGUUAUCUCACUCUGUGGAUCAGACCUUCUCCCUGUGUAUUCCUCCACCAAACGUGACUGGCACUCUUCACGUGGGCCACGCUCUGACUGUCGCCAUAGAAGACGCUCUGGUUCGAUGGAGAAGGAUGCAAGGCCACAGAGUACUGUGGGUUCCGGGAUGUGACCACGCAGGUAUUGCCACACAGACCGUGGUGGAGAGGAGACUGCUGAGGGCACACGGGAAGCGCAGACAGGACCUCACCAGGCAGGAGUUUCUACAGGAGGUGUGGAAAUGGAAGAAUGAGAAAGGAGAGGAGAUCUACCACCAGCUGAGGAGGCUCGGAGCUUCUCUGGACUGGCGUAGGGCGUGUUUCACGAUGGAUCCAGAUUUCAGCAAGGCUGUGACCGAGGCCUUUGUCAGGCUGUGUGACUCCGGUCUGAUUCAUCGCUCAGAGGGUUUGGUCAACUGGAGCUGUGCUCUGGAAUCUGCCAUCUCCGACAUAGAGGUUGACUCAAAGGAGCUGUCUGGGCAGACCAUGUUGUCUGUUCCUGGUUAUGAAAACAAAGUGGAGUUUGGGACAAUGCUGACCUUUGCAUACCCUAUAGAAGGCCACCAUGGAGAGGUGGCAGUGUCCACCACCCGUCCUGAGACUAUGCUCGGAGAUGUGGCUGUAGCUGUUCACCCCGAUGACCCUCGAUAUCAGGCUCUUCACGGGAAGCAGUGCAGACACCCCUUCACCGACAGACUCCUGCCCAUUAUCACUGAUUCAAUGGUGGACAUGGAGCUGGGAACAGGUGCCAUAAAAGUGACCCCUGCUCACGACCACACUGACUUCCUGCUGUCACAGAGACACUCACUGCCGCGCGUCACUGUGAUCGGAGGAGAUGGAACCAUGACGCACCCCUGUGGUGAAUGGCUGAAGGGAGUGAAGCGUUUUGACGCCAGACAGCUGGUUGUGGAUGCCUUGGCUGAGAAGAAGCUGUUGAGAGGAAAGCAGAGCCAUGCCAUGACUUUGCCCAUCUGCAGUCGCUCAGGAGAUAUCAUUGAACCUCUUCUAAAGAAGCAGUGGUUUGUCCGCUGUGAUAAAAUGGCUGAAAAAGCUAUACAGGCUGUGGAUGAUGGACAGCUGGAAAUCAUCCCUCACUUCUAUACCAAAACAUGGAAGAACUGGCUCUCCGGCAUCAGCGAUUGGUGCAUUUCUAGGCAGCUUUGGUGGGGUCAUCGGGUCCCUGCCUACCAAGUGGAGCUUCCUAACUCUACUGCCAAACAAGAGGAGCAGUGGGUUUGGGGUCGGAGCGAGGACGAGGCCAGACGGAGAGCUGCUGUCAAAUACGGAGUGAAGCCCGAAGCCAUUACUUUGACUCAGGACCCCGAUGUCCUUGAUACCUGGUUCUCCUCGGGGCUGUUUCCCUUUGCCAUGCUUGGCUGGCCUGAGCAGACUGCCGACCUUCAGCGCUUCUACCCAAAUUCCAUUCUGGAGACGGGCAGCGACCUCAUCUUCUUCUGGGUUGCGAGGAUGGUGAUGCUGGGCACGGAGCUGACGGGACAGUUGCCUUUUAAACAGGUUCUACUUCACUCUCUGGUGAGAGACAAGUAUGGCAGGAAAAUGAGUAAAUCUCUUGGAAAUGUCAUCGACCCAUUAGAUUUCAUACAUGGAGUCUCUCUGGAGAGACUUCAAGAGAAAGUAAAGGAGGGUAACCUUGACCCCAGGGAACAACUGGUGGCCAUGGAGGCACAGAGGAGAGACUUCCCCAAGGGCAUACCUCAGUGCGGGACUGACGCUCUGAGAUUUGCCCUUUGCUCUCACAAGAUUCAGGGUGAAGACAUCAGUCUGUCUGUCUCUGAGGUCCUGAGCUGCAGAAACUUCUGUAAUAAAAUGUGGCAGACACUGAGAUUCACACUGGGAGUGCUUGGUGACAACACAACACCAGUGAGAACACUGGAAGAGUUGACUCCCCUUAGCAGCAUGGACCGGUGGAUCUGCUCCAGACUCUACAGCACAGUGGCACAGUGUGAGCAGGCCUUCGAAGCCUACGAGCUGCACACUGUCACAUCUGCCCUGUACUCCUUCUGGGUCCACAGCCUGUGUGAUGUCUACUUGGAGUGUGUGAAGCAUGUGCUGGUCCGUCAGGAUGAGAGGGCAGCGGUCCAGGCUGAGACUGAGCGCAGUGUGCAGGUGGCCAGCAGUGUCCUCUAUCACUGCGUGUCCACGUCUCUGGCCCUGCUCUCCCCCUUCAUGCCCUUCAUCACUGAGGAGCUGUGGCAGAGGCUCCAGCCAUUCAGACCCAGAGCUGCAGCCCAGGCCAGCCUGUGUCUGCAGCCUUACCCCCACACCUCUCAACUAGCACACUGGAAUUUCCCUGAUGUGGAGAACGAUUUUUUGCUGAUCCGGAAAGUGGUCCGAGUGGCCCGUUCACUACGAGCCCAGUGUGGAAUGACCAAAGAAAAACCUGCCAUGUGGGCAGUGUGUUCACCCAGCCAGGCGCAGGUCCUCCUUCACUUCGGAACUGCUGUGUGGACAUUAAGCCGGAUAUCCAACCUCCACAUCUACUGUCCUCAGGAAGGAGAAAGCCUCCACUCUGUCUGCUCCACUCCUCCACCUAAGGGAAGCCUUGUCGGUGUGGUGGACCACACGUGUCAGUUACACCUUCACGUCCAGAGUGGAAUGAACGUUGACAGACAGAUACUGCAGCUCACCCAGCGCAGAGACAAGCUCCUUUCAAAGCUGGAGGAAAACCUCUGCACAGUCCAGUCCCCACACUACCUGACCAAGGUUCCUGCUCAUAUCAGGGAACAGAUUGACAGUAAGAUGUCAGCCAUGCAGCAGGAACUGAAGACCACUGAGGACCAGCUCAGCGUCCUGCAGCAGACUCAGGCAGCAGAGUAACCACAACCGAGUGGACAUUACAAUAACCGUGAGGCCGCUGCACAUCAAGUCUGAUAUGAUGAAUCAUUUAUGCUGUCUGAGCCCGAAAUUUGGACACUGCUCGAUUAAAGGAGACUUCACAUAACAUCAUCAUCAUCAUGUUAUUUAUAUAUAUCGCAGAAGCUCAUUGUUCAAACCGUGAUGCAGCACUACUGCACUGUUCGGUUGUGACCACAAAAAUGUUUUUUUUCUGACAAUAAUCCUUCAUAUAAAUCAUUGUUUUUUUU